Python bivittatus (Burmese python) is the source of this 1012-nucleotide messenger RNA. Lineage: Eukaryota; Metazoa; Chordata; Lepidosauria; Squamata; Pythonidae. The record is from RefSeq and is a predicted model, not a curated record.
CUUUUUAAAAUGCCCAAGUUAUUUCAAUUUGUUUUGCCAAUUUUCUCUUUCACAGCUUGCACUAAAAGGAUCUAAUUAUAGUGGUCUAUUAGAGCGGCAUCGGAUUCAUACAAAAAAUGUGGAACAUAUUGUAAAUAGUCUAAGAAAUGAGAAGAUUGAAGUUCGACUUGUGAAACGGAGAGAAUAUGAUGAAGAGACUGUCCGAUGGGCAGAUGCCGUUAUAGCAGCAGGAGGUGAUGGAACUAUGCUUCUGGCAGCCAGUAAGGUGCUGGAUCAGUUAAAACCAGUUAUUGGAAUAAAUACAGAUCCAGAUAGAUCUGAAGGCCACUUGUGUUUACCUGUACGAUAUACGCACUCAUUUCCAGAUGCUCUGCAGAAACUUUACAGUGGUGAAUUCAGAUGGCAGUGGAGGCAGCGAAUCCGGUUGUACCUUGAAGGAACUGGUAUUAACCCUGUCCCUGUAGAUUUACAUGAACAGCAGCUGAGUCAAGAACAGCAUAGUAGGGCCCAUGUUAAUGGAAGAUUUCAGGAUCAAAGAUCUCAGAUUUCUGAACCACACCUCUUGCCUGUAAGAUCAUUAAAUGAAGUCUUUAUUGGAGAGUCUCUCUCAUCCAGGGUGAACUAUAAGUCCUGCAAACCCAGUUUUAAAUUCUCCCUUCAUAGGGCUUCUUAUUAUGAAAUAUCAGUGGAUGAUGGUCCAUGGGAGAAACAAAAGAGCUCAGGUCUCAAUAUAUGCACUGGAACUGGAUCAAAAGCUUGGUCUUUUAAUAUCAACAAAAUAGCAAAUCAGGCUGUGGAAGAAAUUCUUAAGAUUGCUAAAAGUUAUGAGAGUUUAAAGCUUCCAUUGAACAAGGAACUAAUACAGAAAGUAACAAAUGGAUAUAAUGAAUCAUUGCUCUAUAGUCCAGAGGAACCCAAGUUGUUUUUUAGUAUACGAGAACCUAUUUCAAACCGUGUUUUUUCAAGUAGUCGGCAACGAGGCUUUGCAUCAAAGUAAGUAUUAGUAGUAAAU